Ceratitis capitata (Mediterranean fruit fly) is the source of this 2234-nucleotide messenger RNA. RefSeq names its product apoptosis-inducing factor 3. Gene Ontology annotation, molecular function: 2 iron, 2 sulfur cluster binding; oxidoreductase activity, acting on NAD(P)H; flavin adenine dinucleotide binding. The record is from RefSeq and is a predicted model, not a curated record. Gene Ontology annotation, cellular component: cytoplasm. The transcript is spliced from 5 exons. Lineage: Eukaryota; Metazoa; Arthropoda; Insecta; Diptera; Tephritidae. Bases 93 to 2117 code for a protein of 674 amino acids.
AUCAUAAAUAAAUUAAAUAAUAAAGUGUCGUUUCUAGUUAGUUCUUUGGGACCGAAGUGCUUUUAAUCAUCGUACAUUUAAGUGAUUCCUAAAUGACUUGGCAGAAUUCAUUAACACGCCGCUGUGUCAGCAUUAUAUCAAGCCAACAGCGCAAACUUCUAAUCAUCAACACCAGUCAAAUAAAGAGUGAAACAUACGGUCAGCGGCAUUGGUGGAGCAAAGGCAGUAAUAACCAUCACUUCCACCACUUAAGGUCAGCACAAGAGCGAAGGUUUCACAGCACAAUAAACCAAACACAACGACAACAACAAGACGCACGCACAAAUCUUGGCAUUUUAAACAGCUCGACAUCAUCACCGGUAGCCGUAAAUAUGGGUUCAGCAAAUUGUAAGGAAUAUUCAACGACAAACUCUAAAGGCGUUGAAAGUAGUGGAGCCAAACAACAGGAUGGCACUUAUCAGUCUACUUCCGAUUCCGACAUGUCGGAAUACACAAACGCUGUGGAAGUCUGCAACAUCGACGACCUGCAGGAGAAUGAAAUGAAAAAAUUCAAUUUCGAUGAGAACACUCAAGUACUGGUGAUAAAACAAGAGGGCCAGAUAACAGCGAUCGGCAAUAAGUGCACGCAUUAUGGCGCCCCUUUGCAUACUGGCGCACUGGGCUUGGGACGCGUACGUUGCCCUUGGCAUGGAGCCUGUUUCAAUACACGCACGGGUGAUAUUGAAGACUUCCCCGGUCUCGACUCGCUGCCAUGUUUCAUGGUGCGCGUCGAAAAUGAUGGCAAAGUGAAGUUGCGCGCCAAGCGCAGUGACCUGGAGAAGAACAAGCGCUUGAAGAAUAUGGUGAAACGCGAUAAGAAUAACAAGCAUAGCAUUGUGGUUAUUGGCGGUGGCCCCGCAGCGGCCGUAUGUGUGGAGACGCUGCGUCAGGAAGGCUUCUCCGGCCGUAUCGUGAUGUUGUGUCGCGAACCCUGUUUGCCGUACGAUCGCAUAAAACUUUCGAAGGUCUUAGACCUUCCUAUAGCUAAAUUGGAAUACCGCGAUUCCGAUUUUUAUGCCGAAUACGGUAUUGAAACGAUGCUCGGUGUGGAGGCAACCAAAGUGGAUACAACUGCCAAGCGUGUGCAUUGCUCGAACGGUACUGAGUACAAGUACGAUCAACUCUUUAUUGCUACUGGUUUGAAUGCCCGCAGACCGAACUUGCCGGGUGUUGAUUUGAAGAAUGUUUUCACGGUACGCACACACGAAGAUGCGAAAGCAAUAUCGGCUGCACUAACACCAGAGACAAAUCUCGUAUGCGUGGGUGGCAGCUUUAUUGCUAUGGAAAUGGCCGCGGCGCUAGUUAGCAAAGUCAAAACGGUCACUUUGAUAUUUUCGGGCGACUAUCCAUUUGCACUUUUCGGUGAAGCCGUCGGUCAACUUUUCUUCAAUUUAUAUCGUGAAAAAGGUAUAAUCAUGAAAAAUCACAGCCAACUGACAGAGUUGUAUGGCAACAGCGAGGGCGCUGUCAACGAAGUGGAGCUCACUAAUGGAAGUAAAUUAUCCUGCGACGUUGUUGUAUUGGGUACUGGUUCGACUUUUACCACAAAUUUCCUUGAACAAUCCGGUAUACACGUCAAUCGCGAUGGUUCCAUCAACACCGACAUGCAUCUGAUGACAAACAUCGUGGAUGUCUACGCGGGCGGCGACAUCGCCAAUGCGCCCAUACUCGCUGCUGCGAAUCAACGCGGCUGUGUGGGUCAUAUACAAUUGGCAAAGUAUCAUGGCCGUGUGGCCGCACUCAAUAUGACCGGCACUAUUGAGGACUUGCGCGCGGUCCCAUUCUUCUUUUCCAUGGUUUUCGGUAAGGGCAUACGAUAUGCCGGCUAUGGUAUGUUUAGCGAUGUGCUGAUCAAGGGUGAUCUGGAAGCCUUUAAAUUCGUUGUUUAUUAUUUGGAUGAUCACGGCAAUGUGAUCUCUGUGUUGUCCAUUGGUCAUGAUCCGGUUGUGGCACAGUUUGCUGAGCUGAUUAGUCAGGGCAAGCGCUUGCAUCGUUCGCAUAUUGAGAAUGGAGAUAACCACUUGGAGUGGACACGCAUGUUGCAGGAGAAAAAGGCGCGGGUGCCCUGUGAUUGUUAGAAAGCAUUUAUCUUAUUGUCGACGCUUUGGUAUUUAUUACAAUUAAAAAAUAUAUAUGUAUAUGCAUAUGUAUGUGUAAACAAAACAUACAAACAUUAUUCUAAACAAUAAAAGAGA